AUGCGUUACCUUUACAAAGCAUCGGAUGAAAAAUAUGUAAAGCCCUUGGCUGAGGAUUCGACGAAGUUACAAAAUUCUUUGUCUUCAUAUAAAUUCCGUUUGGAUUCGAUAACACGUGGGAAAUUUGAAUUUGACAAGCAUGAUCUACCGAUUGUUUUCAAAUGUUCUCCGGACACGUUGCUGAAUCUUUGUGUUAAGAUUGUGGAUGCAAUGCCUUUACCUUCGGUAUACGAAUGGAAUAUUGAGGAUAUUUGUAAAUGGCUAAGGGGAUAUGGGUAUUGUCAAUAUCAGAACACUUUUCGUGCGAAUCACAUCAACGGGCACACCCUCCUGCUAUUGGACGCCUCAGCCCUCUCGGCCAUGAACAUAAAAGAUUUCCAGCACAUCAAGCAUUUGGCAUAUGGUAUUCGAUCCCUAUUCUACUUCGAAAUGACAAAAUUUGCACGAAGCCUGAGUCACUAUCCUGAAUUUCAUCAAGAAAUUUAUAAAUUAUUUCGUGUAAAAACUGGAAAAUCCUAUGAAACCACAAGACGUUCCGAUUUAUGGCGUAAAUUACAGAUGAUACGUAAACGGGAACCAUACUUACGACAUUGGGAUUUGCUGGAAAAAUGGUUAAAUUUUGAAAAGGUACCCGAACAAACCGAACUAAUUGGUGGUGUAAAUCGUUACGAUUUGUAUCGUUGUCAUGGAAAGCCUCAGCCAGAGGAGAGCAUGAAACCCUCAAAACAUUGUCCAUGUUUACCACCAUGCGAAUGUUCAUGGUCCGAGUUGGAUUAUCGAGCACCGUGGACCUUGAAAUGCUUGCCACAUUUAAAGGAGAGAAACAAGGACUUUGUGAGGCAGUGUAAAAAUUGCAUGGCUCCCUGCACCUGCCGCUGGUCAUCGAAGAUGUAUGCAACCCGUGGUGUGCUAUCGUGUCUUCAGGCUGCAUUUCCACAGAAAUAUGGCAAUGGUUUGGGACGAUUUAGACAGCGAACGCAACGUGGUAAUGAUAACCGUUUUCAAAAUUAUCGUUUGUCAUCGCUGUAG
Molecule: messenger RNA, 1029 nt
Organism: Musca vetustissima
Lineage: Eukaryota; Metazoa; Arthropoda; Insecta; Diptera; Muscidae
Exons: 2
Coding region: 1-1029 (342 amino acids)
Molecular function (GO): protein binding
Source: RefSeq, a predicted model, not a curated record